AUGGUCUCCUUCUACGCUGCCCCCCCGGGCAGCUGGCUGUCCGCUGCGGACCUCGGCGCCGGCGCCGUGGAGCAGCGGCCCCUGCCCGGGGAUGCCGGCAGCCCGUGCCUCACGCUGUACGGUCCCUCCGUGCGGCGGGCCAGGCUGGGCGGCGUCGACGCGGGCGGCCCCGGCGGCUCCGCCACCUCGGCGCGCGCGCGGAUCAGCAGAGCGCUGCUCGCCUGCGGCGGCGUGGAGGAGGCGCUUGCGGUGCUGGAGGGCGAGGCGGCGGAGUUCGACGCCUUCCACUGCACGCUCGCGGUGCACCGCCUCGCGCGCCUCGCGCGGCGCGCGCGGGCCGCCGAG
Messenger RNA from Prorocentrum cordatum, 345 nucleotides. NCBI's taxonomy places the organism in Eukaryota, Dinophyceae, Prorocentrales, Prorocentraceae. The record is from the annotation of a GenBank genome assembly.